This is a messenger RNA of Penicillium olsonii, 747 nucleotides long. NCBI's taxonomy places the organism in Eukaryota, Fungi, Ascomycota, Eurotiomycetes, Eurotiales, Aspergillaceae. The record is from the annotation of a GenBank genome assembly.
AUGGGCCAACCAAAUGCGCUGAGAGUGGCCAUUCUCAAAAACCUGCCGAAACAAGCAAAAGGUUCCAGUGAAGUGGUCCUUUCGAUAACGAAUCUUGUGAAGAAAUCACUGCCAGAUGCCCGUAUUGAGAAUUUCAACCCCAUUGAUGGUGGAGAUUUUCCAGAGGCGCAGAACUUCGAUCUCAUAAUUCUCACUGGGGGACUGUCCGACCUCACAAUCCCAGAGGAGAGCAUGGACGGAUGGAUUCAAGAUACGAUCAGGUUUAUUCGAAGAACGACGGCAACGUAUCCGCACGUCAAAAUGCUUGGUAUAUGUUGGGGUCACCAAAUUAUCUGCCAUGCUUUUGGGGGGAGAAUUGGAACAAGACAAGAAGGGCCAUUAGUUGGAAUUGACACCAUACAUCUAAAUUCAACGGGCAAAAAGUUCUUAAGUACCGUUACUGACUCCUGGAGAAUGUAUAAAUUCCACAAAAGAGUUGUUCGAACGCCUCCUGCAAAUUUGGUCGAGCUAUCACCAAAACAUGAAAUAUUCGUGUCUAGGGACGAGCAAAUUUUGACAUUACAGGCGCACCCAGAAAUGACUGCAUCUAUCAUAGAGGAUCUCCUCAAGACUUCAGAUGUUCACGGAUCCUACUUUAGCGGGAAGAGUGCAGAUCAAAUCGGGGUUCUUCUGGAGGAGACAGGAAAGGAUCAAGAUGGACGGGAUGUGUGGGACAAAAUAAUGUGCUGGGCAACUUCCCACAAAUAA